This is a messenger RNA of Rhododendron vialii, 816 nucleotides long. RefSeq lists its product as uncharacterized. Lineage: Eukaryota; Viridiplantae; Streptophyta; Magnoliopsida; Ericales; Ericaceae. The coding region runs from base 1 to 816 and encodes 271 amino acids. The record is from RefSeq and is a predicted model, not a curated record. The transcript is spliced from 3 exons.
AUGGUCGAUUUAGGAAGUCUCGUAACGCAAGGGGUGGAAACACAAAGACUUAGAUGGUCUCGUAGCGCAAGGGGUGGUAUUACGGUGACCUUAGAUGUUGGUGUACACCGAAAUGCUAAGGGUGGUAAUAUGGUGACUCUUGUGUCGCCGAGGGGGCAUGGUGCCAUUUGGGUGAUAGUCGAUCGAUUGACCAAGUCAGCGCACUUCUUACCUAUUCAGGUUACAGAUUUGAUAGAUACGCUUAGUCGUUUGUACAUUCAUGAGAUUAUCUGCCUUCAUGGAAUUCAUUUGGGCGAGGCUACGUUGGUUGGGCCGGAAUUGAUCCAAGAAACCUCCAAGAGUAUGAAAGCGAUUCGUCAAUGUCUUCUUGAAGCACAAAGGAGAACCACCGAGCAAGUCAAAGUGAUUCGUCAACGGUUAUUAACUGUGCAAAGUAGGCAAAAGAGUUAUGCCGAUUGUCGUCGCCAACCGUUAUUGUUUCAAGUGGGGGAUCACGUGUUUCUUAAGGUGUCGCCGCGUCGGGGAUUAUCUCGUUUUGGGCAAAGGGGCAACCUUUCACCGCAUUUUAUUAGGCCAUUUGACAUUAUCGAGAAGAUUGGGGAAGUCGCAUAUCGAUUGGCCUUACCACCGAGAUUAUCAGGCAUUCAUGAUGUGUUCCAUGUAUCGAUGUUGUGGAAGUACGAGCCGGAUCUGUCACACAUUCUAGAGUGGUCCGAACUUGAGUUGGAAGCCGAUGCAUCCUAUGGCGAGGAGCCGAUACGUAUUCUAGAUUCACAUGAGACAGUUUUAAGGGGUAAAACUAUUCCGUUAGUGUGA